AUGGACCGAUUAAGGCUGUUGAAUGGUCGCGGUCCGGCAUAUACGAUGCUCGGCCUUCAAAUCUACCAGACCUACGCGGUUUGUGUGCUGAGCGUGUCGGCGGCGCUGUGCAUGGUCGUCAUCUACAUUUCGUGCCAGUUGCAUCGACAGCAGAAGAACAACUACUCGUGGAUUGUGGGCUUCAACACGUCGGUGGAUCUUUUCUACGCCCUGGUUUAUGGCGUUUGUAUGCCGGUAAGUGGGGGGAAGAUUCGAUGGUGUUGACACUGUAGGACCAAGACAGGUGCCGUUGGCCGAAAAGUCAACCAAUUUGUCUCCGGUUUCGCAAUCUCAUUAAAAAUUUAUAAAUGUCGGCAACAAUUCCUAAAUCAAAUUUUUUCGUAUAAAAUGUCACCAAACAUGGGAAAGCAUAGCGAAAAAAUUACAGUGGCAAUAUUUUCAGUUGUCGUACGUCACUGUAAAGCAGUUAUUUGCGAUUCGAUCUAAAAAAUCUUGUUUUCAUUGAACACCUUUUUUCGUAUAAAAUGUCUCCAAACAUGGGAGAUCAUGGCGAAAAAUUACACUGGCAUAAUUUUGAGUUUUUUAGGUUUUUCUGCAGCAUUUAUUUGCAAUUCAAAACUAUUUAAAAAAUCACGUUUUACAUUGGGCAUCUUUUUUUCGUAUAAAAUGUCGCCAGAUAUGCGAUAUCAUAGCAAACAACUAUACUGUCAUCAUUUUGAGCGGUCGUACACAUCUACAUAGCAUUUUAUUUUCAAAUCGAUCUAAAAACCUCGUUUCCUUUGAGCACCUUUUUACGUAUAAAAUGUCACCAAACAUGGGAAAGCAUAGUCAAAAAAUUACACCGACAUGACUUUGAGUUGUAGUGCGUAUCUACAUAGCAUUUUGUUUGCGAUUCGAUCUAAAAAUCUCGUUUUUCAUCGACCACCUUUUUUCGUAUAAGAUGUCGCCUUGUCUAAAACCAACCCUUAUCAGCGUCAGAUUGCUUCGUAAGGAAUUUGCAUACGGAAAUAUGGACAAAUAUUUAAUUCAUAGGUCUAGAAUUUAAAACAUGUUUAAUAAUGCUGCACUUUAAGUUUAAUUUAAGGUCAAAAUGUGGUCUUGCACAAUAUUUCUUAGUCGACCAUGUCCCAGUUCGCGGUUAUUUCCGAUACACAGGUGUUCUCAAGACGGAAAUGUCAUCGAAUUACGUUGACUUCCUUUUUGCCACCGUCUUGUCAUAAGCUAAACGUCUUUCAACAAACAAUAGAAAUACUCCAAGCGCGAUGCUCAGAAUUUCACAAGAUUUGGCAUACACUUAUGGUAUAACCCAUCGAGCAAUCUCUGAAAAUCCCAGCUAGCGCUUUGCACGGAUAGCCGAGAUAUUCAACGAUCUUUUUGGCCGAGAGAGUACGAAAAAUGAGGAGAGCGGUCAGAGAAAAGUCCACUUUUUGGCCGUACCCUAGAAAACAAGGCCAUAAAUUUGUGCCAAGUUUCGUCAAAAUCAAAGCGUCGCAUUUGGAAUAUUUUUCGUCUUGAAACGAAAAAUUGGGAUGCCAAUGUAGGGUUCUUGGCAUUAUGCACCAAAAUGUAUUUGCGGCUGUACAAGGAUCGAAAACACUUUUUGCUGUCGAAAUGUUGCUGGCGAUGAUGAAAGACCCUAUAAACUUGUCAUAAAACACAAUGCCAAAAUAUUCCAAAAUGGCGGGAAAAUUGACAUUCAAAUUUUUUUGAAAGAAAAAAGAUAAGAAAGCUUUUUUUGAGCAAUAAAUGGGCCGGGCCGGAUCUGAAAGUCGUCAGGGUCGGGCUGCCCCGGAAAUAUCAAAAAGCUCGGCCAUCGAAGCCAUGUCAAAGCCAUAUCAGAGCCAUCUCUUGCAUUUUUACACCACCAACGUCUACUCUUUCAGAGCAGUUCCAUCCGCUAUCCCUCCAUCUACUUGAUGGUGCACAACCCGCUCUUCGAGCAGUCCAACCCGACCGUCAUCCGGGUCCUGGUCGUCAUCCGGCUCUACGUCACGCUGAUCGACUCUCCCUUGAACGGGAUCCACUUUUGGUACCGCUACAACGCAAUGUGCCGCCAGAAGUUCUGGUCGUGGCGAGAGUACAUCAAGGUGUAUUGCAUUGUGGUCUCGCUCUCCACCGCCCACAUCUGCAUGAUGUAUUACAAUGCGCAGGAGGAUCGGGUGCCCACGGCGGGCGAUCCCCGCAAUCAGACCAUCAAUUCGCGACAUGUGGUUUAUUCGGUGGUAGGUGAAGAAAAUGGGGAAUAUCUUGAAAAACGAUUAUGAUGUCUUCUUCAAAUUGAUAAAUUUUUCUAUUAGAUGAGCCAUAAAGAGCUCAUGAAAAAAUCAAAAUGCCAAUUUUCUACUGCAAACUUCUUCAUGAAGGAGGCUGGCUAGAGCCUUGAUUUUAUCACCGUCGGAAAGCCGAGGCCCUCAGGAAUCCGAAAGUGUAAAAAUCAGGCGACCUUCAUAUCACAGGUUUUGAGAUACAGCUCUCACAAUAGUGCACUACCCACCUAAAGGCCAAGAAGCAGCCUCUGAAAAUUUUAGCUCUCGGUUUGGAGUUUCUUUUAAAAAAACGGUAAAAAUGCCUGGUUAACUUUACGGUAACUAUUCAGGCCACUUAUACACCUGGAAACUUAUUUGGCAACGUCUAACUGUCAGAUAAAAAACAACUUUUUGCAACCGGCGUAAGAGCCGAUCGAUCUCUGUUUCAAUAAAAGGAAAACAUUUAUAUUUAAUUUCAGACUCUUCUCCGAAUCAUUGUCAUCGUCUACAUGCAAUUGUUGGCCGUUGUACAUUACGUGUUGAUUAUCUACUUUGGCUUUCAUAUUUACAAGGCUGUUCGAAGUCAGUCUCGUCGCUCCAUUAACACGACGCAAGCCGCUCAAAAGGCGCUAUUUCAUGUGAUGAUUUUACAGGUAAACAAAGAUCUAGAGAAUUCAAAAUCUGAGUGUCGCACUUUGACUACUUCCCUCUGUAAAUCCAACUAAUUUUUCCUGAUUUUACCCGAAUUGCAGGCGCUCUACCCUCUUAUUUUAUUCUGCCUGCCGUGUGUCCUCCUCUUGUCCUGUGUCCUGCUCAACAUUCAACUCGGUUCCACUUCACUGAUCAUGGUGGCGCCGCUCCAUCUGACGCCCAUCCUCAGCUGCAUCUCCGUCUUGACGAUGAUGCCCUCCUAUCGGCGCGCCUUCAACCGACUCAAAAACUGCGGCAAAGUUGGUGUCCUGUCGCAGGCCGAGGGCAAUGCCAACAUCUUGAAGAUGGCCGCGUCGAUGCGAGUGAUGUUUCUUCGGCAGAACGCGCUUGAUCUGCAUACCACACAGACCGACUCGAUAUCGUAUCCAUCCAAUCUUUUUCACCGACGAAAGUAAUAAAUAUUGAAGCCUCUAUUGCGGGAAUUGAAUGCAGUAAAAGACGCUCGCGGUAACAGCAAUCGACCCGUAGCUGGGUCCCGUCACGAAACCAGAAAGGACAUUGGCAUUCCGUCACAACCGACCGAGAACGGAGAUUUGGAAAGAUGAAGAGGCCCAGUAUUAGAAGAAGCUUCCCGAGCGAGCGCUUGGUCGUCAGAGCUUGGCAAGUUCGUCAAGAAGCAGCGGAAUGA
Messenger RNA from Bursaphelenchus xylophilus (pine wood nematode), 3585 nucleotides. NCBI's taxonomy places the organism in Eukaryota, Metazoa, Nematoda, Chromadorea, Rhabditida, Aphelenchoididae. The record is from the annotation of a GenBank genome assembly.